GAUGCGCCAUUGCCCUUUUUGAUGCCCCUGGGCAAUUGUCUCCGCUUCUCGACGAACAUCGCGCUACACAAAAUGCUGCCAGAGGGCAGCAGGAGAGCCGGUGGACCACAAGAUGUGCGUGGCCAGCUGCUGCUGCGGGCGCCAGCAGUCAAGGCAGAGCUGAAAUCUUCAGCCGAGAAGCACUCGACUCGUCGAAGGACGGAAUCUGGGAGCAUUCUCGAAAUGCACCAAGGUAAACUCGGAG
This is a messenger RNA of Symbiodinium necroappetens, 244 nucleotides long. Lineage: Eukaryota; Dinophyceae; Suessiales; Symbiodiniaceae. The record is from the annotation of a GenBank genome assembly.